AUGAGUGCCCUGUCCACGCGGGUUGGCUAUUCGCCAGCACAGAGCUCAAGUACCAGAAUGGACCACCACAAUUACAGCAACAUGGCAAGACAAUCAGGAGUGCAUCUCAACGGCGGUGGAGCUGCGGGCGCAGCCGUCGCACCGCCAGGAUCAGUACCCUUUAACAAAAAUCCUAGCUACAACAUGCUCCCCCAGCAUAUGCACUGCAAAAGCAUCGUAGUAGUAUGAAUUGCAUUACAAAUUUUUCCAAGAACAGAAAUGCAAUUUGUCAUGCUAUUUCAGGUAGGAAGUUGGAUUUGUCAUGCAUAUCCGCAAUUAGUAUGAGUACGAUACUUUUGCACAGGAUACAGCAGCAAGAUGGACAAAACCCACAGUACCACGGCAGCAAGCCACACGACUACUACAGUAACGCAAAUAACCCUGCAGUGCAGCAGAUAAAUAACCCUGUAGGGACGGCGGGCGCCGGACCUGCAGCGGCGGGGCCAAACAUGGUGGCGCGACAGUUGUCCGUGCCCUACCCCGAGAUCGCGACGCCAAGACUGUGGCAAAAUGGGCCAGCAAACGGGGCACCAGGUGGCAUGAGCAACGCAGGAAACAAUAACAAUCAAAUGCACAACCAAGGUGGCGGUGGGAUCAAGGGCGCAAUACCAAAUGGGCGAAGAAGCGUAGCCGGCGACAUUCCCGAAAUCGAAUGGGCAGACCUCAAUGUAGAUCAGACACUCGGGAACGGGGAAUUUGGACAGGUAAGAGAAUGCCGUAUUUAUGAGAGUGAACAACACCUCCACCCCGACCCCUUUCUUUAUCAUGCAAAAUACCCUCUUUCAUUUUCUCUUACCACUGCUUGCAUGACAGUUUGCGCAUGAAGCGGCCAAAACAGCACUUGAGUGGCCGGCUGCGAGUUUGUCACGCAAAAGCUGCAUUUCAUUCUCAUCCGCCAUUUUCGCUUGUGUUUCAUCUGCUCAGAGAGGGGGAGGGGGAGUUGUGUACUUUCAUACUUACUGCUAGUACGAAGACUGCGAGUUUUUCUUCGAAAAAACGCCUUUCAUCUGUCGAGGUUUUUCAUGCGAAAAGGAAUUUCAAUAUGUUGUCAACCUGAAAAUUUUGUAAUGGUUUUGGUCGCACGCGUUGUAUGUUCAUGUUGCUAUGAAAUGCAGCUUUACCUAUAUCAAUAAAAUUAUCAAGGUUUUUAAGGGCAAGUGGAAAGGACAGGAGGUAGCGAUAAAAGCACUGUACCGGGUAGGAGAGUACACAACUCCCCGUCUCCCUCAUGUAUUGUUUGUGCUGCAGUUCUUGUAUACCAAGUCCCGUCCUCCACUCGUCCUUUGCAUGUCUUGCAUGAUUAGCAGUCGAAGUUCAUCACGAAGCUCAAAGAAAAACUGCACUAAAAUACAGAAGUUUAUUGUGUAUGGAUUCGUCAUGUGAAAGCCGGAUUUAUUGUGACACUACUUGCGUUGCUGUAGUUCUUCAUGCACCCCAAGAAAUAAGGGCAGGUGGGAGUUUUGCAAUCCGAUACCGUGACCCGCAGAAAGCGCAGCACGACUCCCACGCGAUAAACGAACUCAAAAAGGAGAUCGAAUCCUUUCGACACCUGAACCACAAGAGGCUUGUGCGAUUUCUGGGAGCCUGCUUCGAGCACCCGCAUCUCUGCUUUAUCACAGAAUACAUGCCGAACGGUACUACAGUAGUUCAAUAUGAAAUUUUUCUGUUGAUGAUCUCAGGAGAUUUCAUUUUCAAAGAAAAAAAAACGUUUUUCCUUUUUGGUUUGUCAUGCGCAUGAUAGAGGAAUUUGAUGCUCCUCGUCACGUUGGUUGUCAUACAACACCGCCACUCUUGGCUUUCUAGCAUGACAAAAAGACACUUGGUGUUGCAAUGCAUGUUCUUUACUUUCAGGCUCGCUCUACAAUUUCCUCCACGUGCGGAAGGUCAAGCUGCCGACCAGACACUCGAUGAACAUGAGCAUGCAGGUACAGAUGAGUAGUACGGAAUAGAUAUAAGGUGUUCCCUCCUGCACCAUGUCCAUGCGGCUGUAGUUCUUCGACAUUUUUUAAAGAUUGCACUCCGUCGCGCAUGACAAGAAUCUGCAUGAGUGUAGUAGUACGCUCUGCAGGUGCAGCUGCAGAUGAAAAUUGAGUUUAGUAAUGUAACGAGUAGGACGGAAGUCACCUAUGCCAGGACCUGCUUCUGCUCCAAUGUAGUACUAGAGAAAAAGACCAAGGACGUAUUUUCUCCUACAGCUGUGCGAGGGCGUCGAGUAUCUUCACACGCGGGACCCAGUUGUGGUACACCGCGACCUGGUAUCAACUGCAAAUAAUAUCAUGUCUGGGUCUGCUGGAAGAACGCAUGAUUUUUUGUCAUGCCCCCUGCUUCUGUGAUGCAUGGGCACGCAGGAAAGGAGCCUCUACUCUAGCUUGGCAUGCAAAACAAGAAACGCAGUUGGUUUCUUGUCAUGAUUCGGAAAAGGAUACACCAUGUCCAAGGAGCUCUGAAAGUAACUUGUCAUGCUUGGCCCUGUAUGUAUUCGUAUUUUUGCAGUCGUGCGAGCAUCAAUUUAUUUCACAGGACGACAUUUUAAUACAGUUACAGCUUAUACUCAUUUCUAGUUCGUCCAGACCCUGUCCCUGAGCCAGACUACAUAUUUGCAGUUGAUACCUGAAGAGCCUGAAUGUCGUCCUCGACCUGAAGUUCAACAUAAAGCUGUGCGACUUCGGCUUGACAGAGUACUAUCCUUUAGCUUCAAUUUCGUCCUAUAAAGUGAUAUUCUCCAGAAGAUGAUGAACGGGGCGUGCGAGGAAUCUGCAGCACGCAGCUCUGAAGAUGUGUUGUAACAGCAAAAAUUAGUGCUAGUACUUUUUGUGUUGAUGCGCAUGCAUCCUGAUCACAGAUUUUUGCAUGAGAAGAUGCAUCAAUCAUAGCAGGCAGCGAGGUCACCGAACGGUUCGAUAGCCGGGGAGUUUUCUUGACAUCAAUGGCCAAAAAUGGCCGGCAGUUUGCAAGCCUAAAGUAAGUAAGAGCGUCUCUCAGGAUGAAGAAAAUCCCAGCGCGCAAGCCCAAGCCUGUUCGGCUUUUUUGGCGACAAAUCGCGGCGGGGGGGACGCUAUGGCUAUCGGUCCCCGCUUCAUAAAACGACGCUGGGGCGCCAGCAAGGGCGGCGCCCUUCUAAGGCGUCCGCCGUGUGGGAUUCUGGUGACGAUUUGAGUCGCCCAAAUAGGCGCCCAAAAAAACGCGCCCGAAAUUGAAACAGCCAAAUCGCACGGCGCGGCCGAGGUUUCGGAGCAUUUUGGGCGACCGUAAUAGCGGCCACUUUUUCGCCGGUUUCUGAGCCGAGGAAGUUUUGCAAAAAGUGCAGACGCGAAAAGUAAAAAGAAAAACGCAAAAAAGAAAAAGCACGGCAGAGGACGUGGAGAGCCAAUCCGCAUGCUAUGCGCCAGAGAUAUUUUUUUUUCGCUUGUGCCGUUGCCUUCGCCUUGUGACUAUGACUUUCUUUCCUGAGACUAUGGACGACCUACAGAAGCCACUGCAGAGCGCACUGCGCUCCGUGUCUGGACUGCAAAGCGCACAGCUACCUCAGUGCUGUUCGUUAGGGUUGUUUUCUAGCUGUAGCUCUGCAUGCCAUACACAUGACGGGGAGGGGAAGCGGCUCGCUCCGUUGUGCACUCUCAUAGAGGCUGGAACCUCCACGACCUGGAGCAUGAUUUUUGACAUUGCCCCCACCAUGUUGAACAUAUGCAUUGUAAUUUGUCUACUGGCUCUGGGUCGUUUGUCAUGCACAAUCUGAAGGCCAUCAGCCCAAAGAGCUGUGAUGCAGAUUGAUGAAAGACUUCUGCUCCUGCUAGUUUUCUGUGCGAGCGGUAGCUGCUCUGCGUCCUUGAAGAUUGCAGUGCUUCUAAUUUGAUAUCAGCCACACAAAUUAUUAAUUUCCAGACCCUGACCCAAUUGCACCUGUUUGCGAUGCAUAGAACACCAUCAAAGGUACAUCGACAAAAACAACGCGCGGGCAAGGCAUAACGGCGGAUCACCCCGAUAUAUGGCUCCGGAACUCUUCGAUAAGAAGCUCAAGAUCACAGAAAAAAUCGACGUCUGGGCGAUGUCAUGUACAUAAUAUUUGUAAUUUCAUCAUCGUCUUUGGCUAGAUAGUGUAAAAGAAAACUAGAAGUGCCAGGAGUAGAUGACUUUGAAACGGGUAGAAGUUUUCUUGAACGACACGCACACGUAGUCAUGGUGAAAAAAGGAUAGCAGACAUUGUGGAUUUUUAAGGGCUUUGUUUUUCAUUUUGUCGUGCACGAUGGUGAAUGCAAUGUCGGAACACGAUCAAUUUAUUGACCAUCAGGUAUCUUCUGUGUAUUCAAGAAAAAAAGUGUGACAGUUAGUACGCAUGGUGCAACUUCAGCAGGACCAAAGAAAAAAACUGCAACGUAGAGUUAGAGAUCGUUGUCAUGAAGCGAAAAAAAGACGCAGGAAGCGAGGUGGCUUGCAGCAAGCAUUUCCGUCAUGUUGAUGUUGAAACCGGUUCACAAUAUGUAAGUAGUAACUGUGACACUUUUUUCUCACGAUACUCGGAGAUAUUUGGCGGCACGAUCCCCUAUGACGGUGUCAAGGAUAUGCCGACGCUAACGAACAUAAUGACUAUCAAAUGCUGCGAAUGUGUGGUCUGUGUCUGGAAGGAUGCGAACUUGUGAUGCGUGUUGCAGAUGCUAGAAAAAUCUGUGUUGCAUGACUUGCAAAAGGUCCCCACUUCUGGCCAUGCUGAGAGGGCAUCUCCUGUGGUCAUGCAGAAUAGGCAUCACCAAAGGGCUGCAGAACUACCGGUGAUGCUAGGGCCUGCAUUCCAGACUUGGUGGACCUUGGAAAAACCGCGUGACAAAUCUCGGAAUCUUCCAGACGACCCAGACACGUUUGCACUUGAUAAUGACCGUGCAGAAACGACCACCGUCCACACCGGAUCACAUCGAAAUCCAGGCAGUAAAGACGCUGAUCGGCUUAUGGAAGCGUCAGGUUUGAAAUGCUCAAAGUUGAAAUAGUUUGUCAUGCAUAAAAUGCAACGCAGAAAGUGCCUGUCUUGCAGAGUAGGCAAGUGAGGCAGAUUGUAAGCCUCUCGACGGGUAGAAACUGAGAUGCUAAAGUAGCAUGACAAAAGGCGUCUUUCUUACGCAAACAGCAUGACAAACUGGAUUCCGGCUCUACCUAAAUUUGUCAUGCGCCACUUGAAAACUGGGUCUCAGCUUUCAUUCAUUUUAUGCAUUGCAAGUUAUUUCAACUUUGUCGAUUUCAAUCCUGACACAUCCAUACGGCCUACCCUGAGGAAAAACGUCCCUACUCCCGCGUCAUCAUUCAAGAUGAUGGGACCUCUGCAACACAAAUCUCGUAAAUAGCGAAAGGGUAGUACUUGUACUAGUAAUAAUCCGCUCCCGCAGGCAAGAGAGGCAAAACUAGAAAGGAAAACCCUGCAAGACAACUCCAGUUCCAGAGCUUUAGGAGUUAGUUUGGCGAAGAUGUAAGUUUUUUUACAGUCCUCGUGCCUAGCCUGUCUAGUAAGGGCAUUAUGACAAUAAAUGAUCCACUUUAUUUCUAUCCUGGUUAGCUUUAGCAUUAGCGCAUGAAGACAGAAGGAUUUUCAAAUACGGCGACUCACUAGAAAGCACCAUUCAUCAUGCGAAGCCGCGUUACAGAUGUCCUCGCCAUGCAAAUAUGUAUGACAAGGCGGGGUAGGGACGUUGUUGCUCAGGACACGGUAUCCUGUGCAAAACUAUCGUACUCGUACUAAUUCCAAUCUUGCAUGACAAACCUACCUUUUUACCUGAAUUAGCAUUACAAAUUCUUUCUGAUAAAAUUUGUAAUGCAAUUUAUACUAGUACGAUAGGAUACUUUUGCAAUGUAUACACGGCCAGUGCUUCAGCUUCGACCAGGAAGUCCGUCCCAGCAUAUCCAACGAGAAAAACAGUGUAGUUACCGCAGGUUUCUUAGAAGCAGAGCAGCAUCACAAAGAACUUGUUCCGCAUGAUAUCUAAUCUUCAGCCUGUCAGCUAGUACAACGUGGAAGCAAAAUCAAAAUGUAAAGAGGAUCCCAGAGCUGCUGGCCAGCACGGCAGGACAACAAGUGUGUCUCUGUUGCAUGAAUUGCUCAAUAUAGAAGCAUAUAUAUUUUUUACUACAGGAUCGAUUUGUUACGCAACUUCUAUACACAGUUCAUUUCUUGCAUACGGCAGCACCGAAGUCUACCGACGGUUGGAGAAGAUCAAAAAGACCGACCCAAUCGCGAAAAACCCAGACAAGGCCAGCCGCAGCAACCGAGGGGACGGCGGCGGUAGCGGCGCGAUGGGUUCCAGUCAGAGCGGAGUGGUUAACCAGGCGGAGUGA
Molecule: messenger RNA, 6354 nt
Organism: Amoebophrya sp. A120
Lineage: Eukaryota; Dinophyceae; Syndiniales; Amoebophryaceae
Source: the annotation of a GenBank genome assembly